Molecule: messenger RNA, 6465 nt
Organism: Procambarus clarkii (red swamp crayfish)
Lineage: Eukaryota; Metazoa; Arthropoda; Malacostraca; Decapoda; Cambaridae
Source: RefSeq, a predicted model, not a curated record
UGUUGUUAUACGGUGGCACUCAGACGCGCGCUGCUCCCUGGCACUCCUCCCUGGCACUCCUCCCUCCAGCCGCUCCCACUCACACCACUAACAAUGACUUGAGGGCCACCUCCCGGACGCACUUAAGGCCUAGGUGGAAGAGGACAUAACUGGAGUGCCAGGUGGAGGACAUACUUAAGAGCCAGCUGGUGGUGAAGCUACUCAAGGAGCCGAGUGACAAGACACACUUAAGUGUGUUGUUGUGACUGGGGGAUGUGAACCUAGGGUGGAUAGGUGUUGAUAAUGUGUGGCCACUCUGGUCAAGUGUGGCCACUCUCAGGAUGGUCCAUGUGGCCCCUCGCUCUGUCUUCACCCUUGGUAAAGGGACCUUGUACAGACGCAGCUAGUGUGCGACUGCGGGCUGACGUGGCUGGCGGAGGCUGUGGCCACUAAGAGAGUCAACAUCUCCAGAGGCUCAAAGUGCUACCGCCCUCGAGCUCUCAACGGUACCCACAUCAAGAAGCUCACGCCAGAUCAACUCCAGUGUCAUGGUCCCGGCCUCUCUGUGGUGGAGCUGGAGCCGGGGCUGGACCAGGUGGUGUUCGCCGGGGACUCCUUGCGUCUCCGCUGCCGGGUCACCAGCGCCGAGGAGAGCCACCAGGUAUGGUGGGCACACGGCGAUGCCCACAUCGUGCCCAGGAAGCCCGCCUCCAACAGCUCCGCCACUGUCACUGGCUACCUUGACCAGCACCACCAGCGCGGAGGAGCCAGCGUCAAGAUCACCUACAUGCCCGAGGCUAUAGAGAGCAUGGUUGAAAUCCGGGAGCUGAACGGGACUCACAGUGGAGAGUGGUCGUGUCUGGUGCAGGGACAGCAAGGUAACCACACGCGCACAGUCAGCAUCUACGUCAUUGCCCACGACACCAAGUACUGCCCCAUCAAUGAGACAAGUAACAAUCGAGGUUCGUAUGUGUGGCCGCGAACUGUGGCGGGUGUGACAGUAGAGUUGGGGUGUGCCGGUCUUGUCCCGCCUCAUCAACGGGGACCCAAAAUAUCCAUCAAAGUUGCAGCAGCAGCAGCAGCAGCAACCACACCAAGCCUGCGGGUUGCCAAACAUGUGUGUACAGUUGAAGGCUUUUGGAACGCACUGGACACUUCCGAUUGUCCCUUCGUGUCCGAGACGACCAAGAUCUUGGAGCAGUUCGCUUCUACCAAUCUCGUGGCCAGCAAGAGAGAGCUUGUCGAAAGUGCUAAAAGUCUGCGCAAUUUUACUCGUGAUGGGAAGAUUCUCCGUGAUGCCGUGGAUAUUGUGUUCUUAGCCAAGACUGUGGAGCAGUACACUAACCUUCUGGGGACACUUUCAGGUCCCAAGGAGACAGCAUCCACACUGAUUGAUAUUAUCAGUGCAUCAAUGUCAACUGCUAAAGAACUAUUAUACAUGGCAGAGGUCCUUGAUGGUGCCUGUCAGCGCUUGUUGAAGUGUCUGUGGGACGUGGCAACGUACUUCCCCACCUUGAAUCGUGCUGCUUAUCACAUUGAGCUUCAUCAGUUCAGCAGGCAACCAGAAACCUUCUCUGGGCUCACUUGCAACUGGUACAGACGUAGUGUGCACUCAACUGAGCGACAUUUCCGGUGCAAUACCAACAAUUACUCGAUGCUCUAUAGUGAUGAUGAGAUAAUGGAUGCCCAGAUCCAAGUUCCAUCUAGUUUAUUCUCAAGGGAACAGCUGAAGGCAACAAAUACAUCAGAGGAUGAGACGGGGCUUCCCAACUCGCAAACAGUGCAACUCCAGUUUUUUGUGUAUGAUACAGCUAAAUUCUUCCCCCGGGUACUAGCUGGCAACUCUGAUACAUGGGAAAUUACUUCACCUGUGAUCGGUGUGAGAGUAAGCGAUCAGGAAGAGGAAUUACAACUAGAAGACAGUGUGUAUGUUACUCUUCGAUCAGCCAUUUACAGCCACAACAUCAUGCCUGUAUGGUGGAAAGAGAAUGCUACAAGUAAUCAAGGAAAUUGGACUAGUGAAGGUUGCAAAAUUGUUCGCAUGUUGAACUCUCUGGUGGUUUUCCGGUGCAAUAGGUUAGCUCACUUCGCCCUCUUGCAAGACAUGGCAGCUUUGCAUCGAAGUCAAGAAGGAGCAAAGGGUGCAGAAUUUCGACCAAGUGCACCUGGAGUGUAUGUUGGCAGUGCAGUUUGUAUUUUAUUCCUAAUGGCAUCUAUAGUAACAUGGGCUGCUCAUCAUCAUCGUAUUGCCACUAUGAACAAAAACAAACAUUCUUUAAUAAACACUUGGAUUGCUUUGCUGUUACUAGUGAGUUUGUUUACAGCGGGUGUUUAUCAAACUGAGAACCAGCAACUGUGCCAAGGGAUAGGAGUUGCUCUUCAUUACUUAACAACAUGUGUGUUUCUGUGGAUUAUUGUGACUGUAACAAACUUGUACAAGAAGGUCACUAAAGCUCUGCGUCCUCCAGUCCCAGUUGAAGAUACCCCACCUGACAUCCCCCUGCCACCCAAGCCAAUGCUCCGUUUCUAUCUAGUUGGGUGGGGCAUUGCACUUAUCCUCUGUGGCAUAUCUGCAGCUGUCAACCUUCAGCAGUAUGCAGGAUACAGCUACUGCUUUUUAGCAUGGGGACCUAGUUUAGGGGCAUUUUAUGCCCCAACAGCUGCUCUUGCUUUUAUCCUCUCCACUUUUUUCCUGCUGACCCACUGUAUGCUGAGAUCACUUCGGGCUAAUUAUCCUGAAGUUACCGGUGCUACUGAAACGACAGAAUUAGAACUUUUAGAUGCAAACUCCCCAAACUCGGAAAAUGCAAAUGUUCCGGGCGAGGAAGAGCUUAGUAUUGCUUCUCGGGACACAGCAGUCAGUGUAUCGGAUGGACAGCACAGCCCUCUCACACAAUUAAGGGCACAUGUAGUUACCCUGUUACUUUUCAUUCUCACAUGGGCAGCUGCUGCAAUCACCACUGCAGCACCAUUUGCUUCUGUAAUCCCACACCAUACUACAAUCUUUAGCAUUAUUUAUGCCAUAUGUGCUAGUAGUUUGGGCAUAUUUAUAUUUGUGUUCUUUUGUAUAAGCCGCAGUGACAUAUGGGAGGCAUGGCGAGAAUGUUCCUGUGCAUUUGGUAGACAGAGGAAAGAGGAGGAAGAGGUACAUUUGACAACUCCAGCCAAUAACAGCAGUGCUAAUCACAUUGUAGCAUCCAAUAACCAACCACGAGGACCUGUAGGAGCACCCAGCACACACAGUCUGGAUUCCUCCCAAACCCACCAAACAAACAAAUCGUCAUCUGUUUCUCACAGUAUUCUUACUUCAAAUAAGCCAGAAAGUCUCAGUAAAGCCACCAAUAAUCUCCAGCUACUGAGCUUGGGCACCAUGACAAAUGAUCUCCAUUAUGCACCAGAAAUUUUUUACAACCCUAAACAAGCUGGAGUUGCCAAGAGGUUUUUUCAGAAACAACGCAUGAGGCAAAUGGUAAAACAAAAUAAUCUCGAAAUUAACAGGACAGACAGUGAUUGCAAUUCCACAGUUUACAAACCAAAGAUUUCACGAUCAAUCAAUUCAGAACCCAGCAAAUCCAAUUUUGAUCCCUCAUGUUUAGGAGCCUCAAGCAAAGUAAACAAUACUAAUAUUCAUGUAGAUUCAAUGUAUGCUUACAUACCAAGCGAGUUUCAGAAGGGUGGAGGAAAACAUGCCAGUAAAGACCCUACUCCCGAGGUGCUUUGUGUAUUGGGACCAAGCAAUGAUACCAAAAUGAUUGGCCUUUAUCCAUCAAUGAACAUUGAGAGACCGAUUGACGUGGACAGAGGGUGGGCAACCAUACCUCGUAAACCACGUGCUUUUAUGGAGGAACCACUAAGCCCUAUGCGGCGUGGUGGAUCUUUCCCUAGCAUUGUGGAGGAAGGGCAACUAACAUCUCAGGCUACCAGUCAAAGCUCAGCCCUGGAGCAGCUACCAUAUAUCCCCCAAGAGCAGCUACAACAGCAGAGACUGUUUAAUUACCCAGUACUAGGCCAGGUGGCCCCUAUGAAUCAACAGUUAAUACAGUAUCAUAACCCUAGACUCCAGCAACACUUAGACGAGGAGGAUCUUGUAAGAAAAAACAGAAAUUCUUUUAAUUCCGAACAAACCGAAAGAUCUGACGUACCAGUUAUAACACGAAAUGUUGAUCAUUCUCGAAUUGGUCGACACCACAAAUACAGAUCGGGUCGGGAGAGGCCUCGACCCGGAAGAAAUAGGCGUAAAGUCACCAGAUCAAGAGGAAACUGUGCACUUGAUGAAAAAGAUGACUGGACAGAUGAUAACACGUCUCCUAUUAUUAUUAAUCACUUGCCAUCUAGAGAGCCUGGAACAUCAGAAUCUGACAAGGAUGGAAAUCCUCAUCGGUUUGUGCCAUAUCCACAGCAUAUUCAUGCCAUCACCCCACCCAACACUCAGCAUGCUGCUCUCCAGACUGGUAUUGAUUCUGUAAAUCCAACUUUGCCUUCAGAGCAGCCAGGGGAUAUGCUAUGUAUCAAUAUGUCCUGGCCACAUGUUAUGAAUUCUGCUAACUCAGCGGAUCAAAAUGAUAGGACCGGCUCGGAGAAAGGUAAUUGCCAGUGUCUUCAUGCAGCAUAUUCUUCUAACUUGGAUGAUUCUUCUCAAUUGCCAUUAGAGAUGUGUUGUGAUGAAGAUCACGGUGAAGAUGGGGAGUGUGAAGCAUGGGACAGUGAAUGUGGCGAUGUGUACUGGUGUGAUGGUGGCGGCGAGGAACGUAUUAGUGUUUGCGAGGUCAGUGGAUGUGAGAAUUCCAGUCUUUGUGGAGGAGCAUGUGGAGCACCUGGAGAUUUGUGUGGAAGCCAGAGCAGCGAGGGUGGGACCAGCAUAGGAGGUGCAAGUGUGGAUCCUGCUGUUGGCACUAGUCCUCGGGGAAGUGUCAAUAUCUCGGAUUCCCCAUAUGACUCUCCUCUACACCGUCUUCAUCAAAAUACUCCAGAUAGUGGAUCUCUGGAUUCAGGUCUUCUCGGGUCUCCAGGGCGGCCUCCAUAUGAUACAACACUUGCAAACAGUGGCCAUGUUCAUAGCACACCAAAAGAAGGGGAUAUGUUCCACAAAAUUGAUCUUCCACCAUGUGAAGCAUACAUGCAAGACGUAAGUACAGAAACGAUAAACUCACAAGAUGAUCUCGACUCCACUAACUCUAAUAGUGGAUACUUUAAGACUGAAACAAGCACAGCAGAUUCUUCUGGGAACUCUAUUUUCUAUCAUACCAAUAGCUCGGUAGAAACGGUUUUAAGAAAUGGUGACAAAUAUGAUGGUGUAAAUGAUAGCAGUGAUGAUGGGAAGUUGUGUAAUAAAGAUCAUAGAAGAGCAAGUGUUAAAGGCGAUAGUGAAGACUAUGAAAACACACUGGACCAGGACCCAGAUUCUAAUUCAAAGAGAGAAACGUGCGUUUAGCAAAGCUUUCUUUUUGUGCUCGGAGAUAAUGUACAGUAUUUAUAUUGUAAAAGUUCCUGUUUGUGGCAUUUUAAUUCAUUUUAAUAUGAAUAGACUGUGUUAAUGAGUUAUAAUUAAUAUUUGUAGGAGUGUAUAGUUGUAGAAUUUAAUUUGUACAGAUCAAAAUGAUUAGCUAUAUAUUUUAACCAAUAUCACAUGUAUGGUAUAGCUCAUUACUAGACAUAUCAGUCGGCAAUUUAUUCAGUAUUUAAACCUGUUUUCAGAUCUUUUUACCGUGGAAAUCAUAACCGUUAUUGUACAUUUAUUGAUGCAGUUAUAAAUUGGUAUAGGAUAUUGCAAGAGGAUUGAACAUACAGUUCAUUAUAUGAACAUCAGUAUACUUGAUAUCUCGGCCAUUUUCUGUAACAUCAGGUGUUGUACCAUGAUGUCACCUGUUCGGCAGCGAUUGUGAUGAGAGUAUUAUAUACAUCACUGCAAAACAAAGGGACUUGCACAGAGUACUCGUCAGCCAAAAAACAAAAGGGUAGCCUUAUGUUGUAAUUUAACUUUUUUAUGGCAUUAGGAAUGCACUGUGUGUGGUGCUCAUAGGAAACACUCGGCAUGGCUGCUUUUGUGGCUUGGUCAAGGUUCUGAACAAAAUUAUCAUUAGAAGGGCACCGCAUAAAUUUGAACUUCAGCAGUUGUACAUUUAAGUGGGGAAGAGUAGCAUGGUAAGACUUAAUAAUUCUAAAUGCCAUAUAUUUCAUGGCAUUAAAGUACACACACAUUUAGUAUUGUGACAACUUUAAAUACUUCUUAGUUAAUGUUGAUACCGAGAUUCAUAAGCUUCGGAAUCUUAUGGAGGUGUAAUUUUUAUUUUGGUUUCCACUGUGGUUAUACCCAGGGUAUGUUGGUCUCCACUGUGGUUAUACCCAGUGUGUGUUGGUCUCCACUGUGGUUAUACCCAGUGUGUGUUGGUCUCCACUGUGGUUAUAGCCAGUGUGUGUUGGUCUCCACUGUGGUUAUACCCAGUGUGUGUUGGUCUCCACUGUGGUUAUACCCAGUGUGUGUUGGUC